Dromaius novaehollandiae (emu) is the source of this 1764-nucleotide messenger RNA. RefSeq names its product G protein subunit beta 3 (gene GNB3). Gene Ontology annotation, cellular component: cytoplasm; heterotrimeric G-protein complex. The record is from RefSeq and is a predicted model, not a curated record. Gene Ontology annotation, biological process: G protein-coupled receptor signaling pathway. Gene Ontology annotation, molecular function: protein binding; signaling receptor complex adaptor activity. The transcript has 8 exons. Bases 79 to 969 code for a protein of 296 amino acids. NCBI's taxonomy places the organism in Eukaryota, Metazoa, Chordata, Aves, Casuariiformes, Dromaiidae.
CAGGAUGCCCGGAAAGCUUGUGCAGACACAACACUUGCUCAGAUUGUGUCUGGAGUAGAAGUGGUUGGCCGCAUUCAGAUGCGGACCCGAAGGACCCUGCGUGGGCACCUGGCCAAGAUCUACGCCAUGCACUGGUCCACAGACUCCAAACUCCUGGUCAGUGCCUCACAAGAUGGGAAACUGAUUGUGUGGGACACAUACACUACCAACAAGGUUCAUGCCAUCCCUUUGCGUUCUUCCUGGGUCAUGACCUGUGCCUAUGCCCCCUCAGGCAAUUUUGUAGCCUGUGGGGGCCUUGACAACAUGUGCUCCAUCUACAACCUCAAGACUCGUGAAGGCAACGUCAAAGUGAGCAGGGAGCUCUCAGCCCAUACAGGUUAUCUCUCCUGCUGCCGAUUUCUGGAUGACAACAGUAUUGUGACCAGCUCUGGAGACACCACAUGUGCACUCUGGGACAUUGAGACAGGGCAGCAGAAGACAGUGUUCCUGGGUCACACCGGAGACUGUAUGAGUUUGGCUGUCUCCCCAGACUUUAAACUGUUCAUCUCUGGGGCCUGUGAUGCUACUGCCAAACUGUGGGACGUGCGGGAGGGCACCUGCCGUCAGACCUUCUCAGGGCACGAGUCCGAUAUCAACGCCAUCUGUUUCUUCCCUAAUGGUGAAGCCAUCUGCACUGGCUCAGACGAUGCCACCUGUCGUCUCUUUGACCUCCGGGCAGACCAGGAGCUCAUAGUGUACUCUCAUGAGAGCAUCAUCUGUGGAAUCACAUCAGUCGCCUUCUCCCGCAGUGGGCGCCUCGUGCUUGCUGGAUAUGACGACUUCAACUGCAACAUCUGGGACUCCCUGAAAGCAGAGCGUGUGGGAAUCCUCUCUGGCCAUGACAACAGAGUGAGUUGUCUGGGGGUGACAGCAGACGGCAUGGCUGUUGCCACAGGCUCCUGGGACAGCUUCCUCAAGAUUUGGAACUGAGGAUGACAGCAGAGAGGGAAAGAGCAGCAGAAGCAUGGUCCAAGGCCUAAGCCCAUGCAAACAGCAUCAUCAACUGAACACAACAGAAACUUUGCUUAUCACUCCCACUUGUCUCCAUACACAGGUCACUUGUAGGGGUCUCCUAGAGUGAAAGGAAGAUGAGAAGUCUGGGGGUUGGGGGUAGGGCUGAAGAGCAGGAGCACACACAGUGGCAGUUCUCUCCACCCUUGGACAGGCCCAGCAGUUUCUAGCCUCUUGCAGGCUUCAGGACCCCAGCCAAGCACAACUGUUCAUCGCAUCUCAGGCCUUUACAGUACAGUUCAGACACGCUGCAUCUUCCUUCAAACACCUCUACACCUUUGACACCCAUCUCUUUGAGGGCUCCUUAUCAACCCCUCUGUCCCAGACUAAGCCCUAUCCCUGAUUUAGCUAGGUACAGCUCCUCCACAUGGCUCUUCUCUGUACCUGCAGACAUUCCCAGAGAGGCACUGGGUUUGAUAUAUUUUUGUCAUGCAACCUCUGCCAAAAAGGUAGGGUAAAUUGGGCUCAUUUUCCAUAGGGGAAGACUUAGCUCAAGUUUCAUCUAUGUACAGACAGGGGAAAACCUCCAGACCCCCCAGAGAACCAGGAAAUAUUAUGUUUAUUCUUAUUUGUUGUUUGCUUCAUGCUGUUCCUUCUCUUUUUGCCUCACCUGUGUGUUGUGUGGUGACCCCACCUAACCAGUAGUCCUCAGCCACUGCUUUCCACUCCAACUCUAUAGCACUUCAUAGUCCAAGCAAAUAAAGAAAGCUCACA